AUGAAUGCGCAUAAUCUCAUUCCAGCAUUCCUUACACUCAAAACUCGAGCACCACUGACCGCUGGAAGUAAUUGGACGCUUUGGAUUAAGUACACUGGAUUUGUGUGGGGCGUACCAAGUAAGGGUGUGUACACAAAUACCAACUACUUUGAAUUCAAUAACAAAAAAGCAUGGAUAUUUUCGACAUACUUCGAGUCUGGUCCAAGUGCACGUUCAUUGGUGCCGUGUUUUGAUGAGCCUGACUAUAAGGCUCGAUGGCAAAUGACACUCGAACAUCCCGCUGAUAUGAUAGCGCUCGGAAAUAUGCCCGAUCAAGGAUUCACUAUUCAAGCAGAUGGAUGGGCCAGAACUAGCUUCCUGCCAACACCACCGAUGUCAAGUUAUCUGUUGGCUAUUGCCUCGGGUCAUUUUGCAUCGUUGGAAGGAGUGUCCGAAACUGGUGUGUUAGUUCGUUUAUGGUCUUGGACCGGCAUGGAGAUUUAUGCUGGAACUGCUCUGAAGGUUGUUUCAUCACAAGUUGAUUUCAUGUCCACUUAUUUCAAGUUCCCAUAUCCUCUACCGAAACUU
Anisakis simplex (herring worm) is the source of this 567-nucleotide messenger RNA. Lineage: Eukaryota; Metazoa; Nematoda; Chromadorea; Rhabditida; Anisakidae. The record is from the annotation of a GenBank genome assembly.